AUGAACACCGAGAAGCAGUAUGGCGUCACGCCGCCCCUAUCGACAGAGAUGCCGACCGAGGAGCAGCGCCGCCAGACCGACGCGCUGCUGGAAGAGCUGCGACAGCAGGGAACGUUUGAGAGCACGGCCGAGACGCAGAAACGCUUCAAGGUGCUCGAGUCGCUCCGCAUGGUUGCCGACGCAUUUGUGAAACGCGUCGCGAAAGAGAAGGCGCCAGACAACCCGACGCUCUUCCGGGAUGCGUGUGCCAAGAUCUUCACGUACGGCAGCUUCAGGCUGGGCGUCUACAUGCCCGGCUCCGACAUUGACACACUGGUGGUCGCGCCCAAGUACGUAUCCCGCGAGGACUACUUCAACUACUUCCCCGAGAUGCUGCAGGCCAUGACGCCGCCAGGCUCCAUCACCGACUUGACCCCUGUCGAGGACGCGUUUGUGCCCAUCAUCAAGUUCGAGUACAACGGCAUCAGCAUCGAUCUCAUCUUCUCGCGUGUCCUCCUGACCCAGCUGCCGUCCGAUGACAAAUGGGGCUUGAAGGACUCUAACCUGCUGCGCGGCCUCGACGAGGCCGAGCUGCGCUCCGUCAACGGCACCCGUGUCACCGACGAGAUCCUGAGCCUCGUGCCCGAACAGCGCACCUUCCGCGAUGCCCUGCGCGCCAUCAAGCUGUGGGCCCAGCGUCGCGCCAUCUACGCCAACAUUGUCGGCUUCCCCGGCGGCGUCGCCUGGGCCAUGAUGGUGGCCCGCGUCUGCCAGCUGUACCCCAAGGCCACCGGCGCCGUCAUCGUGUCCAAGUUCUUCGGCAUCAUCCUCCGCUGGCCGUGGCCGAACCCGGUCCUGCUGAAGCCCAUCGAGGACGGCCCGCUGCCAGUGCGCGUGUGGAAUCCCAAAGUCUACCGCGGCGACCAGUUCCACAUCAUGCCCAUCAUCACCCCGGCGUAUCCGUCCAUGUGUGCGACGUACAACAUCUCGCAGUCGUCGCUGUCCAUCAUCAAACGCGAGCUCGAGCGCGCCUCCGAGAUCUCGCAGAUGAUCAUCUCCGGCCGCCAGCAGUGGAAGGACCUGUUCGUCAAGCACACCUUCUUCACGUCCGACUACAAGUACUACAUCUCCGUCAUCUCGGCCAGCACCGAGAAAGACGCUCAGAACACCUGGUCGGGCUUUGUCGAGUCCAAGGUGCGCGUCCUCGUCCAGGGCUUGGAACGUCACGAGUCUAUCGCGCUCGCGCGGGCCUUCAACAAGGGAUACGAGCGCACGCACAUGUGCAAGAACCAGGCCGACAUCGAUGCUGUCCAGAACGGGAGCCUCGAUUUCAUGGUCCACAAGUCGGACGAAGCCAGGACUGGUGAUGGUGCCGAUGGUGCCGCCCCAAAAGAUGCCGCAAACUCGGCCGACGCCAUCGAAGUGUUCACAUUGACGCACUACAUCGGCAUCGAGCUGGUGGAAGGAGCCAAGUCGCUCGAUCUCUCUUUUCAGGUGGAUGAGUUCAAAGAGCUCUGCUUUGGCUGGGAUAAGUACAAGGGAAAGCUGUCGGACGUCGCCACUCUGAGCAUUCAGCACGUGCGAAACGUUACUCUUCCAGAUGACGUUUUUGAACCCGGAGAGGUGAAGCCCGUACGCCCGACUAAAGGUCUUCGGCAAGGUCGCCGAAACCCGGCUGCAGUUGCAGCCAACGGAAACAAGAAGCGCAUCGCGUCAGAAGACAACUCGUCAAACGCGCCGCCACCGAAACGACAGCAGCCACAUGCAACCCAGCAACAGUCUACGGCCAUUUCUGCCACGGCAGCAGGCUGA
Messenger RNA from Grosmannia clavigera kw1407, 1791 nucleotides. RefSeq names its product pap-like poly(A) polymerase. The transcript has 5 exons. Gene Ontology annotation, cellular component: nucleus. Bases 1 to 1791 code for a protein of 596 amino acids. Lineage: Eukaryota; Fungi; Ascomycota; Sordariomycetes; Ophiostomatales; Ophiostomataceae. Gene Ontology annotation, molecular function: poly(A) RNA polymerase activity; RNA binding. The record is from RefSeq and is a predicted model, not a curated record.